Molecule: messenger RNA, 1312 nt
Organism: Suillus subalutaceus
Lineage: Eukaryota; Fungi; Basidiomycota; Agaricomycetes; Boletales; Suillaceae
Exons: 4
Coding region: 332-1015 (227 amino acids)
Source: RefSeq, a predicted model, not a curated record
AAAUGGCAGACAAUGCAUCAUUCAUGCUCCGCCAUCGUGACUGAGUGGCUCACAUCCACUAGUUGCUUCCACGAGACGUACGUGUAUCAUGUAUGAACUCCGCAAACGUCUGUUUACAUCAAGCGUCUGUCCACAACUUCUUGAAGCGUAUGUCCACUGCAAAGAACAAUGGCAGGUCCACAGUCCUCAGGCCUCAGAAAUCGUAUAUAUAUCAGCACGAAUGCCUACCUAGCAUCAUCAUCACUCCAAGGAGAACCAGUAUUCACCUCAGACAGAAUCGAGUAGUACUCCGCUCAUAUUCUUAUAUUCCUCUACAAUCAGUCAUUCCAAGAUGCCUGUCAGAAAGAACUAUGUUUGCUCUGCUCAAGCUGGCUGCAACAAAACUUUUGCUAAAUGGACCGAACUCAAGAGACAUGAGGCCGCACAUUCAUACCAUUCAUAUGUAUGUGGCUUUGCCGGAUGUGAUUUUGUAACGUUGUCAAAACCCAGCUUCAGAAUCCACACCGACAGGCACAAUGGCAAACAGCGGUACGUCUGUCCUCAACAAUGUGGCUACAAGACCCACAACCCUGCCGCCCUGACGCGCCACCGCAAGGCAAAACAUGGACAUGUUCCUCAGCCGCGCCACCCACGUCGCAGUGCAUCUCCCACGAUCUCACUGACUUCAUUCCAGCCCCAGCCGCAAAUUCAGCCGCAGCCGCAGCCCCGACCCCAGCCGCAGCCGCAGCUUCAGCUUCAGCCCCAGCAGCCCCCUGCUUUCAACCAACCUCACCAAAACAACAACAACAUGUUGGGAGUCUUACAUGCUAGGCCUAACAAUAUGCAGGCCUACAACGCGCCCGCGAGGCCCGCCCCUGCUAAUGGGUGGCAGCUCCCCGCCGCACCUGCGUAUUAUCAGUAUAACCACUAUGCCCCAGCAGGUGUCCAGAACCCCUACGGCUUGUAUGCCGCGCCCGCGGCGGGUGCCAAUGGGUGGGCUGCGGGCUACCCGGGUCAUCCGUACAGGCAAUAUUAGUCCGCAUGAAAUCAAUAAUCGUUUUUCUUCCUUUUUUCUCGACUCAAUGGACGCAAAUGCUGUCAAGGACUUGGUUUCUCGUAGGAAGGCUCGAAAAUGGGCAAAUUCAUGGACAGGAGGAGGAAGACAACUUACAGCAGACGACCGUCGGACCUCAUAUAUGCACUCUCCGAUGGGUUGUGGACAAGUUGUAAGGAAUAUUCUGCGGGUCAGAUAUUAUAUAAAUGCCGUCGUGUCGAAUUCUGUUAUCACUAUGCAAAGUUGUAAUCAUAAUCACUUGGACUUCAAUGCUGUCGU